Messenger RNA from Trifolium pratense (red clover), 3397 nucleotides. RefSeq lists its product as uncharacterized. Gene Ontology annotation, biological process: response to ionizing radiation; mitotic DNA replication checkpoint signaling; regulation of DNA-templated DNA replication initiation. NCBI's taxonomy places the organism in Eukaryota, Viridiplantae, Streptophyta, Magnoliopsida, Fabales, Fabaceae. The record is from RefSeq and is a predicted model, not a curated record. Gene Ontology annotation, molecular function: chromatin binding. The coding region runs from base 211 to 3138 and encodes 975 amino acids. Gene Ontology annotation, cellular component: nucleus. The transcript has 3 exons.
GCAUAAAAAAAAUAAAAAAUGGAGAAUUAAUUUUGGCGGGAGUUUAGUGGAGAGUAGUAGUAGACUUUCUUUCUCCCAUCAUCAUCAUCCAAAAAAGUUAGCAAUAAAACGGCACCGUUUUGUCAUGUAACCUCCAUCACCAUCACCACCACCACCUUCGCUAGUAUUGAAACUCAGUUUCGUUCUCGUUCCGGCAACAACAACACAACAAUGGGUUCUUCUUCUUCAAACUCAGAUCCAAUGACAUGUUACUCUCACACUCACCGUAUCGUCCUCCUCAUAGAUCUCGACCCACUCAUUCUUCUCAACAACAACAACAAUUCUUAUAUCAAAAAAAUUCUCUCCAUUGCCAAAACCCUAUUAUCUUUCCCUCCACUUUCUUCCUCUCUUUUCGCUUUCAAAUUCUUCUUCUCUUCUCUCCCACCUCACAUCUCCUUCUCCAAACUCCACCCUUUCCUCCCCAAACACUCUUUCUCAUUCGAUCACCCUUCUUCUACUUUCAUUCUCCUUUCUCAAAUUCUCUCUUCUUUCCCUCAUUUCUCUCUCCCACAUAACCCCAAAGCCUCUCACUUUCUCGAUUCCGUAACUCAGCUUCUCCACGAUUAUCCUUGGGAGGAGGACCCUCGUUCUGAAUUUGACUCCCACACUUCGCUUCUAGUUCCGUCUAAUUUAAUUCUCUUUUUAACUCCUUUGUUUAAUUCAUUCAAAUCCCUCGCCCAUUUUUUUGAAUCAAACGAGGAUACGUUGCGAAUUCAGAGUUCUUUCUGCGACAGGUUUUUAGGGUUUUUUAGUAAUGUGAGUCGCCGGUUUGGCUCUAAGGGUGUUCGUUGUAGUUGGAUUGGUGUUAAUAAUAGCAAUAAUGAUGAUGAUGAUGAUGAUGAGGUUGGAGAGAUACGUAGCUUGUUUGAGAUUGGGACUAGGAAAUUGGGUUGGGGUUUUUGUUUUUUGGAUUCAAUUUUGCUUGGUUCUGCUCUUGUUCCUUUUGGUUUGAUAUAUCCCAAAAUUGGGGUUUCCUUGUUUUCUGUUCAUUGUUGUUCUAAGGAAGUUAAGGUUCAGUUGACUCUUAGUAUCCUGGAUGUUAAUGGGAGUCCCAUUGAAUACAACUGUUGUGAUCUUGAAGUUUUGGAUUUUAGCGUUUUCGGUAGAGGGGAUGAUGUGAAAUGUGGAAGGAAAGAGAAGUUGUGGAAUGUGUGUUCAGAUGGGAUGGUAAAAUUGAAAGUUACAGUUGUGCGGAAAUGUGAUGUGUUUCGUAACUUGAAGGGUUGUCUCUCUGAUUCGGUUCUGGUGCGUGAGGUUUUAGGGGAAUCUAAGAAGGGAGGAGAUUCAUAUGAGUUUUUUGCUGAUAGAGUUCUUGAAUUGCUCGCCACUGAAUUUGGCUGCCAGGGACGGCGAAAAUCUGUUCCCGUCUGGGAGAUCUUGUUGAGUUAUCUUUAUAAAGAAGAUUGCUGGGCUUUGGUGUCGGUUGACAAUAGCAAAGGCGGUGGUUCUUGUGUUGGUAUUCUUAGGCCUUUUACUGUUUCGUCAGCUCUUUUAUCUGUCUUGGAGGAUUCACCAUUGGCUACUGAUUUUGGUGCAACAAAUGUAGAUUCUUCUACUAGGACAAGUAUUGGCGAAUCAGAUCACAAAUUUGACAAGAGCCGGGAUCUGUUGGAUUCUCAGUUCAAGGGUGCUGUGGGAAUUAAGGGUAAGCAGAAAAAGAAGAUGAUGGAUUUAAAUACACUUCGAAACCUCACGUGGAGCUCUUUUUGUGAUUUGAUAUAUAAUCAAAUUGAGAUGGAUCUGCAUGAGGUUUAUUAUGCAAUGGAAUGUAACAAGUCAAAGAAGUUGAAGUUUUUGAAAUGCUGGAUGAAACAGGUGAAGAAAUCUAGCUGCUGCGACCUAAAUUUAUCAGAAAAUUCUAAGCCAAAUCAGAUAAUUGCAGAAGGGACCGACAAUAAAUUGAAUGAGUUACCUCAAAAUGGUGAACAGCCAACCCCACCAGUGGCUGACUCAGCUGGAAUUAACGCCGAGGCUGCCACGGUACAGGAUGAUGUUGUGCCUGGUUGUAGGUCAGAAACAUCUGAAGCAUUUUUUAGUAAUCUUUCCAACAGGAUCCAACAGGGAAUUGAAUCUGAUUUCAUAGAGCUCGGAGCUUUGGCUGAGCGACUUGUGAAUUCAUCUAUAUAUUGGCUAUGUCGGAAGGUUGAUAGCGAAAGAAUACCUCGGAUUCAUUCUCCUAUGAAUGAUAAUAGUGGUUGUGGUGGUGUGGUUUGCUCUGAACUAAUAAAACUACUGUUGAAAGAGCCCAAGGAGAAAGCUGUGAAGCAUAAAAGCAGAAAUUCAUCCUCUCAGAAAUCUGAUGCAGGAACAAAUACAAUAAUCACAGAACAUGUGGUUAGAGAAUAUGAACUGCAGAUUUUAUUUCGAAUGGAAAUUUUACAAUCAGAGGUUGGACGCGGAAUCGAAGAUUCCAGUAAACAGAAGUUUGUCAAACAAAUAUGCCUACUCUUAGAGAACAUUCAGUGCCACAUGGAAGGGGGGUUUUUUGGUGAUUGGAACCUUGAAAAUUAUGUGGCAAAGAUCAUACAAAGCAGGUAUUCUCACACCCUAGAAGACAUUGUUCAUAAAAUCUACAACAAAAUGGACCUGCUCCUGUUUGCAAAUGAGGAUGAAGCCCCGGAUUGUUUAUUUAACAGUGAGGACAGCAGCAAAUCCUUGAAUCUAAAAGCAUAUGGAGAUGAGAUGGGUGAAAAUGAUGUCUGUAAUGGACCUUUUUCGGCAGAAAAUGAGGUUUUUCAUUUGCAGAAGAUUGUCAAAGGAAAAUUCCAAAGGAAUGUAGAUGGGGGUCAUGAUAAAAAGCUAACUGAAGCUGUGGAGAGGAGAGAGAGGGCACAUAGAUUUUCAUACAUAAAAAGUCGGAUGCCUGCUUUGCGAGUUUGGAAUCCAAAACAGAAGGGUAUGAAAUCCAAGACAGAUCACCUUUGGAAGAUUCCAAAAAGGAAAGACCGAUCAAGGGCAUCUUAUGACACUGUAUGUGAGACACCAAUGACAGGGAAAAAGUGGUCAAGCCCGCAGUCAAUAGGUUCAGAUGACGACAGUUUCAUGGCUGGUGGGAAUCAAGUAUGUGGUUCAGUUGCUAAGGCUUUGUUUCAGGUAUGAUCUUUGAUGUGAUUAAAACAUGCAUGACUUUGACUGACAGAGAAAUUGUAUAUGCCAACUUGAAGAGCAAAUUGAGGCAAAUUCUGAAUACUAGAUAUGACCUAUUGAUGGAAUGUUAUAGUUUGGACUCCGGAUUCCAAUUGGUUUCCCAGUAUUUACAUACAUGUCAGCUGAUUCAUUACAUUAUAAUAGUAAAUAAAUCAUUUGCUCAAUUUGAUGCCUUUGUAUAAUCGAAGUUUUUAUUAUAUUAGCUUCUGAA